This is a messenger RNA of Phanerochaete carnosa HHB-10118-sp, 1012 nucleotides long. RefSeq lists its product as uncharacterized. Bases 290 to 481 code for a protein of 63 amino acids. The record is from RefSeq and is a predicted model, not a curated record. The transcript has a single exon. NCBI's taxonomy places the organism in Eukaryota, Fungi, Basidiomycota, Agaricomycetes, Polyporales, Phanerochaetaceae.
UGAUCGUCACAUUUGUUGGGACAGCGUCAAAUCAUCCAUGUCCGCCCACAUCGCACGCCUUAGCCGAACGCAGCUGUCCGGAACUGUCUGGAAAGCGCGUUCAAUCGUCGGGCAGUGCCGCUCCUCUAGCCAUCUUCAUCUUGUUGACGAACCUUCGAUGCUGAAGCCAACUAUCAGUUGACUCGGUUGACAACACCACUGAUACCCAUGUAUUCAUGUACGAGUUCAACCCGGACCUACUGGCCGCCGUUUGCCCGCACCGCUUGCAGCAGUACAGCCUUGACUAGCCAUGUCCAGAUGUGGCCGAGAGCUGGUCGUGAAUUGUGUCCUGCGCCCCUUCCUCGUCAUCGUGUAUGUCCUCCAUCUGGCAAUCAGAAUCAGGCGAGCCACUCCGUUGUAUAGUUGCUCGUUGCUCUCAAACGUCACUAGCGCCCAGGGCAAGAUAGUGGCGAAUGUUCGCUACUGCUCUUCGAGGCUCUGAACGUUAACAGGAUCACACUCGCGCUCCGCUCUACUUGCAAAACUUGACAAAUCUACUAUCGCGCCGUGGGCGGUCUCUCCCCGUUGGGCGUUGGUCAACGCGCGUAGCUGCCCACUGGGGAAUACUGGGUCUAUUGUCUGACGCUUUCUAGUGUCGAAUUCAUCAGAGCUCAAUGUGCCCUGUGUCCAGUCCUAGGGUUGGUGCAAACCGGGUUUUUUCCCCUCCGAAUGUAAAGUGCUAUGUGCAAACCGGGUCUUGUCGCCGUUAUACGCCUCCUUGAGUUUCGGUGGGCACCCGAGUUCAGGAACGUAACCACUAGUCACGGUGGUGUCUCCACUGCUCAAUGCUCUCCGUUCCCAAUGACCCACCCUCAUGUGCCCUCCCAAACCGCAGCCGCAACUCCUGACGAUGGCAGCUGCCCUCCUCCACCGGCUCUCUUCCUUUGUUAGUUAGCGGGCUCUGCAUUGCGUCUCCCGCCCAGCCGGGGCGUUGCGUCGGGCCCGGCUCAGGUGAGUAGCAAUGAACUCGAAA